Triticum urartu is the source of this 1665-nucleotide messenger RNA. Its product is annotated as oxaloacetate tautomerase FAHD2, mitochondrial. Gene Ontology annotation, molecular function: acetylpyruvate hydrolase activity. NCBI's taxonomy places the organism in Eukaryota, Viridiplantae, Streptophyta, Magnoliopsida, Poales, Poaceae. Gene Ontology annotation, cellular component: mitochondrion. The record is from RefSeq and is a predicted model, not a curated record.
CAUAAAAAUCAUUCGUUUCUCCCAACUCCGAAAAAAUAAUCGUCCCCUGUUUGCAACUCUCUCGGCCAUGGCAGCAGCGGCGGCGCAGAGGCUUCUUGCGGCGAGCACGAAGAUCGUCGGGGCCGGGCGCAACUACAUCUCCCAUGCCAAGGAUCUCGGCAACCCUGUCCUCAAGGAACCCGUCCUGUUCCUGAAGCCCACGUCGUCAUUCCUCCACGCCGGCCCGACGGCCGGCCCCAUCGAGGUGCCCGAGCCGCUCGAGUCGCUGCACCACGAGGUCGAGCUCGCCGUCGUCAUCUCCCGGCGCGCGCGCGAUGUCCCCGAGGCCUCCGCCAUGGAUUUCGUCGGAGGUUAUGCACUUGCUUUGGACAUGUCAUCAAACGAUCUGCAAUCAGCUUCUAAGUCUGCAGGUCUUCCUUGGACUUUGGGUAAAGUACAGGACACCUUUACUCCAAUUAGUGCGGUGGUUCCGAAAUCAGCGAUCGCUAAUCCCUAUGACCUAGAACUGUGGCUAAAGGUAGAUGGUGAACUUAGGCAGAAGGGACUUACAAGUGAUAUGAUAUUCAAGAUUCCUUUUCUAAUCAGUUAUAUCAGUUCCAUCAUGACAUUAAUGGAGGGCGAUGUGAUAUUAACUGGUACUCCUCCCGAUGGCGUUGGUCCUGUCCGAGUAGGACAGAAGAUUAAUGCUGGUAUAACUGACCUCAUUGAUGUUGAGUUCGAUGUUCAGAGACGCAAACGUUCAUUUCCUAACUGAUGCAGUAAGCAAGAAACUAUGAGGUGCAAAUCAUUCCAGAGCUCAUGUGGUUGCAUGCCCAAGCAAACUGUACUUUCAUAAUCUUUGUUGUGAUAUGUAUCUUUGCGCCUAUGGAUGUAGGAUUAAGCUCCCAAUUGCUGCAAUAUGUUGUAGAAAGGCUAUGAUGUUGCUGUAUAAUAGACUGUCAAGGACUGAAGGUCCAUUAUUCCUCCCAGAUUCGUGGAUACUUCCAUAUAAAGGCUCUCUCUAAGGUCCAAUAGACUGUCAAGGCCCAAUAGUUUGAGUAUAUGCUAUUGAACAACUACUGGAUUCACAGUACGCCUCUCAUACGAGAGGUUGACACACAGGUCCAGGGUGUCUGAAGCAUCACUGGCAUAUAGUCGUUUUGUUCAGUGACAGAUAAGCAACCUUUUACUAUCAGCCACAUAUUGUGCUUAUUCUGUGUAUGUGGAGACCUUCUCCAGACUUUAUGUAAAGUAUAGGACCAUCGAAUUGUACAUGCCAACCCUCAGAAAAAUUGUACAUGCAAGUUUUUUUUUUUUGGUGGAUGGAAUUGUGAAGACUGCAUUACGUCGUGGAAGCGAGCGAUUCACCAGCCAGCAAAGGCAUUGCAAGGAACAGGGUGAAUUGUGCCAGAAUAUGCACACACCCUGUUCCAUUGUCACAUCAUGGACAUCCAUAUCGUGGGCAACGACUUAAUUUGUGGUUGCUAGAAUCUGUUGUGUUGAACUUUGUAAACUUCUGCAAGAAAGUAGUUGUGGAGAAGUUAGCAUUCUGUUUGCAAAUUUUGUUAACCUAUUGACAAAGUUGUGAGGUUGGUCUGCAUGAUUGUCUGCACCAAUUUGGGGUAACCUUUCACAACAUAGUACAGGUUGGAAUUAUUCUUGCUCUUGAGGUUGUUUCUGUUGGCC